CUUCGGCUAGGGCUCCACGUCGCGUUGACCGCCGACGCCCCUCUUCAGAAACCAAUCACCAAUCUGGUCUGGGGAGUACGUCAUCAUCCAGCGGCUACGGAUCAACCUGCGUCUGGGUUCUCUUUGGGGUCUGUGAGAUGAAGCCAUACUCCCUCUUGAACUGUAUCUUCAGCACCUCAGUGUCCUCAGCCAGCUGUACCUGGGUGUCCUCGAUCUCCCUCAGCUCCUCCAGGAUGGUGGUAAGCUUGCCUGGACUGCCCAGUGCACCCACUCUCCUGGCCGUGAACGACUGUGUGCCUUGCUGUCACCUGAGCCUGACAUGUUGCUCAAGCACUCAUCAUUGCUGCCAUACUUGUUCACAAUGGUGGCACUGCCUCCAUAUGUCCUGGCACUGGCAUUUGGCUGGAAUUUCUCCAAGCUUUCAAGGGAAAGUGCUGCACCCUCAAGAAGUAUUAACUGAGUUCUUGUGCAUGUAGAAAAAAUUUCAGAUGGAACUACAGCUCCAGUCAAGAACUGCUGACAAUAGGGAUUCCCUCUGUGCAGCGUCCCCGAGGGAGCUACCUCUUGGACACCCUGCAGUCUCUCUUCUUUGCUUCCUCCUCAUCUGAGCAGAAAUACUUCAUUGUUCUGGUACAUCUGGCAGAUCCUGAUUCCACAUGGCGUGGUCAAAUGAUCUCCAACAUCUCAACCCUCUUUAAACCAUAUAUCCAAGCCAACCAGCUAGUAGUGAUCAAUACUCCACUUAAAAGCUAUCUUCCCUUGAAGGACUUUAAGAAAAACUUUAAUGACACUCCUGCCUAUGUAGCCUUCCGUUCCAAGCAGAACAUGGAUUAUGCCUUCCUCAUGAACUUUGCUACCAACCACUCCGACUAUUUCCUGAUGAUUGAAGAUGACGUGAAAUGUGUCCCUGGAUUUGUCACCCAGAUAGCUGCCACAGUGUCUGCCUGGGAAAACAAACCUUGGGUGACUCUGGAGUUCUCUCAGCUGGGCUUCAUUGGAAAACUCUUUCACACUAAAGACCUCCCCUGUUUUGUUCAUUUCCUUCUCCUCUUCUACCAAGAAAUGCCCUGUUACUACCUCCUCUCCCAUUUUCAUGAACUUAUGCAACAAACACCAAUCCAGUUCUUCCCUUCCCUCUUCCAGCACAUGGGUAAUUAUUCCUCCUUUGAGGGCAAAUUCAAUAGUCUCAAAGAUAGAGAGUUUGAGGAAGAUGACAUUGGCUCUCCCAGCAACCCUGCUGCAUCCAUCUACACUAGCCUGAAGGUUGCUAAUGCCUCUGUUCUCAUGAAUGCCUAUAGCUUGGAUAAGAAUUUCUUUUAUACCAAGUCAGCUGAGGCUGGCAGUCACUUGACUGUGGUUUUGGACACACCUGCCAAAGUUUUCAGAGUUCAAGUGCUGACUGGCUCUGACCUAAAAGAAGAGAAUCAGCUUAAAGAGGGACAUAUUGAACUGGGCUAUGAUUCUACUAAUAGGAUCAAUGACUGUGAUGACUAUAUUCUACUGGGGCUACUAGUAAAUGGUGUCCUGAAUAAGCAGGUAUUAUCUAAUGAGUCUGGGAAGAAGGUGAAAUGUGUGAGAUUGCUGGUGACAGGCACUCCACCCUCUGGGAUAAUAGUUAGGCACAUUAGCCUCUGGGUUAAAUGAAGUUUAAGUAAUAUGUCAUGUGGAGAAGACAUUGGAAGUUCUGGAGUGUUCAUGUUGGAGGUUAGAAUAUAAAGAGGUUAAAAAAUUAAAGUGUUUAAAUUGGGUGGGGACAUCUUAUUGUUGUGUCCUUUUUAAUAUUCUUCAUACAGCAGAUAUAGCAUGUGGAAAGGCAGAGUGAAAGUAAUAUCCCUAUGGGCUCAGAGAGCCACUAGUGGAAGAGGCCAUCCAAAAUUCUUUCCUUGGGCAAAAAAAAAAAAUCAGACUUCUAGAAACAACAUGAACAUAUGAGUUGGGGUGAUUGAUGCUCUUAUCACAUCCAAGAAAUGGAUUCACUGAAGACUGAACUUCCUAUGUGGCAGGAAAUGUAAACUGGUCAGGAGAGAAACAUAAUUAUUUUCUCUGUAAUCUCAUUUUUCCAUUACAAUGUCGUCAUUCAGUUAAUAAACAGUUAUUGAUUACAUUUUAUAAUCAAUUAGGCAGAAUCCUCUUCUGCAUAAACACCCAGU
Molecule: messenger RNA, 2150 nt
Organism: Phacochoerus africanus (Common warthog)
Lineage: Eukaryota; Metazoa; Chordata; Mammalia; Artiodactyla; Suidae
Product: alpha-1,3-mannosyl-glycoprotein 4-beta-N-acetylglucosaminyltransferase C-like
Exons: 4
Coding region: 670-1644 (324 amino acids)
Biological process (GO): protein N-linked glycosylation
Molecular function (GO): acetylglucosaminyltransferase activity
Source: RefSeq, a predicted model, not a curated record